Messenger RNA from Heterocephalus glaber (naked mole-rat), 1715 nucleotides. RefSeq names its product farnesyl diphosphate synthase (gene Fdps). Gene Ontology annotation, biological process: trans, trans-farnesyl diphosphate biosynthetic process. Gene Ontology annotation, molecular function: (2E,6E)-farnesyl diphosphate synthase activity; dimethylallyltranstransferase activity. The record is from RefSeq and is a predicted model, not a curated record. Lineage: Eukaryota; Metazoa; Chordata; Mammalia; Rodentia; Bathyergidae. Gene Ontology annotation, cellular component: cytoplasm.
UUCACUGCCGGCAAGGUAGACCUGGGUACUAGCUUUGUGGCUGUUUAUCUCCCGGAGCCUCAGUUUGGCUUCUGUACAACGGGUGACUUGAGGCCUUCCCCAGCCCCUUGUCCCUGGUGCUCUCUUGCUGUGUGCCAUCGCCGCCUUGUGCAAAGAAGCCUUGAAGGCAUUCAGUUUUAGCUGUCUUAUUUUAAGUGAAGAUCUGUCGGAUCUCAGUCACCCACAUGUUUUUUGUCCUCUACAUAUGCUUUUGCUGUAAUUAUACCCAAAUAUUGGCCACUACAGGGCGGGAGAUUCUGGGCCCGGAGGCAGAAGUUUGGCGUGGGGGUGACACAGGUGUUGUCCCCGCGCAUCUGCCUUCGGUGCUUGCCCCUGCAGGGAGUGCUCGCGCCCCUUCCCUAUGCCACCCCCACGAUGCCCCUGUCCCGUUUGCUGAGAUCUGUGGGGGUCUUCCUGCUGCCCGCCCCCUGCUGGGGACCCAGGGAGAGGUGGCUGGGUUCCCCGCGGAGGCCCUCCCUCCUGGGGGCCUGGCACGGUGCCCGCUGCUGGUGCCAAGUGUGGACAGAGCAGCCUCGAGCACUUUGCUCCUCUCUCAGGAUGAGUGGAGACCAGAAGUCGGAUGUUUAUGCUCAAGAAAAGCAGAAUUUCAUCCAGCACUUCUCUCAGAUUGUCAGGGUGCUGACUGAAGAAGACACAGAGCACCCAGAGAUUGGAGAUGUCCUAGCCCGGCUCAAGGAGGUCCUAGAGUACAAUGCCAUUGGAGGCAAGUACAUCCGGGGCUUGACGGUGCUGGUAGCAUUCAAGGAGCUGGUGGAGCCAAGCAAACAGGAUGCUGAGAGCAUGCAGCGAGUGCUGACCGUGGGCUGGUGUGUGGAGCUGCUGCAAGCUUUCUUCCUGGUGGCAGAUGACAUCAUGGACUCAUCCCUGACCCGCCGGGGACGGGCCUGCUGGUAUCAGAAGCCAGGCAUAGGUUUGGAUGCCAUCAACGAUGCUUUCCUUCUGGAAUCCUGUAUCUACCGCCUGCUGAGGCUGCACUGCCGGGAGCAGCCCUACUACCUGAACCUGCUCGAGCUUUUCCUGCAGACUUCCUACCAGACGGAGGUCGGGCAGACUCUGGACCUCAUCACAGCCCCCCAGGGCCAGGUGGACCUCAGCAGAUACACUGAGAAGAGGUACAAAUCUAUUGUCAAGUACAAGACAGCUUUCUACUCCUUCUACCUGCCUGUCGCUGCUGCCAUGUACAUGGCUGGCAUAGACGGGGAGAAGGAGCACAGCAGCGCCAGGGGGAUCCUGACGGAGAUGGGCGAGUUCUUCCAGAUCCAGGAUGAUUUCCUUGACCUCUUUGGGGACCCCAGUGUGACAGGGAAGAUUGGCACCGACAUCCAGGACAACAAAUGCAGCUGGCUGGUGGUUCAGUGCCUGCAGCGGGCGACUCUGGAGCAGCGCCAGAUCCUGCAGGAGAAUUAUGGGCAGAAGGACGCCGAGAAGGUGGCCAGGGUGAAGGCGCUGUACGAGGAGCUGGACCUGCCGGCUGCGUUCCUGCGGUACGAGGAGGACAGCUACAGCCGCCUCCAGGGCCUCGUCCAGCAGCACGCCGCGUCGCUGCCCGCGGCCAUCUUCCUGGGGCUAGCGAACAAGAUCUACAAGCGGAAAAAGUGACCUGGAGACCACGGGGCGGGAGGGCGGCCGCUUAAUAAAGUACCGCGAACCCCUCG